This is a messenger RNA of Penicillium waksmanii, 267 nucleotides long. RefSeq lists its product as uncharacterized. The transcript is spliced from 4 exons. NCBI's taxonomy places the organism in Eukaryota, Fungi, Ascomycota, Eurotiomycetes, Eurotiales, Aspergillaceae. Bases 1 to 267 code for a protein of 88 amino acids. The record is from RefSeq and is a predicted model, not a curated record.
AUGAAGCCCGUUGUAUCCGCCUUGAACGCUUGGUCUUGCGUCGUUAUCUCCCUAUUUGCCAUCGUCAUUCUCUCAGUCCUCGGCUCGCUAUUCGGCAGCAACAACCACGCCUACACAGGCUCCGAAGGAGAGCCCGAAGAUGGAGUCGCAGUCGCAGCCUCGAUCUACACCGCUGUGAUCAUCUACGCUGGAUUCUUCAUCUUUUGUGGCUUCCAGGCCUAUCUCCACUUGCGAAUCAGCAGGGGCGGUGCCAUAUCACUCCAAUAA